CGGUUACAACCUUGCUUUACAUAUCUCACUAUUUUUAUCUGCUUCGCUUCCAAUCCCACCCAACUUCCACCUGUUAUCGGCUGUCAAUGGCAAACCAUUGACAAACUCAUUAUCUAAUAAUGUGUAACCUCUCUGCAUAGUACCAGUUUUUUUUUUUACUUUACGUAGAGACUAGAAUUCCCAACGAAGAUUUUUCUUCUCCAUUUCAUCCGAAUUCGAAGUUUUUUGAAAGGCCAGCUUAAAAAUUAAACUUUGAUAUUAAAUACUAAUUUUGGUGGUGUUAUACUUUGUAAGUGCCUUCUGGAAUAAAAAAUUUCCCCCAGCAGAGCAGCCAUGGCGCCGUGAGAAUAUAUUUUAACUCUAGACUACAUUUAAAAUGAGUUGUUCAGUUGAACUGAGACAACGCAGACAUCAAGGGAUGACAGAUGAUCCUCACAGACUAGCGGCUAUAAUGAAUAAGUCCCAGAGGCUUGUUCUAGGUCUGUUGGUUCUACUGUUGGUUGAUAUUAUUUGGGUGUCCAGUUCUGAGCUGACCAAAUACAUCUAUCGAGAAGCUGCCUUUGAGAAGCCAUUUUUCAGUACAUAUAUUAAAACUUCAAUGUUUACGUUAUACCUGCUCGGUCUAUGUUUUUGGCCCCCAUGGCGGGACCAAUGUAACAAACCUGCAACUUAUAUGUUUAUAGAUCCUAAUAUAGAAGACGACAAUUUUUAUGCGGAAGCUAACACAAGCCUGAGUGAUCCUACCUUUGUACCAAUAAAAACACUUGAACACUGUGAUCGUUCCUCUGGAACAGAAAGUGACGAUUCUUCAAUACGUUCUGUGAGGUUCAGCAAAUUAGCAGAAGUUCGACAUAUGUCCGAAUGUGAUGCCACAGAGGCUCUAUUAGCUAGGCUUAGUUAUCAAGCAAGUGUGAGAGCAGGCGAACAUGCUAAGAGGCAAGCAAACAAAUUCUCUGUGCAAAAAGUUGCUAAAAUUGCGCUAAUGUUUUGCCUAUUGUGGUUUAUGGCAAAUUAUACCUAUCAAAUUUCGCUGGCUGAAACUGAAGCUGGAAUUGUAACAGUAUUGUCUUCUACAUCUAGUUUAUUCACACUAUUACUCGCUGCAGUAUUCCCCAGUAAUGGUAGUGAUAAAUUCACAUUAUCAAAGCUCGUUGCUGUUUUUGUCAGCAUCUUUGGGCUUGUACUCGUAGGCUUAUCAGACCUCACAAUAGAAGCCAACAGGGUACCAACAGGUAUCAUUUUGGCACUGGUCAGUGCCUUUUUCUAUGCAGCGUACUUAGUUUUUCUCAGAAGAAAAGUCGACCACGAAGAUAAAAUGGAUAUACCAAUGUUCUUUGGAUUUGUGGGGCUCUUCAAUCUGACCCUACUGUGGCCUUUAUUUUUUAUACUCCAUUAUGGACAUUGGGAAAAAUUUGAAUGGCCGGAUACUCACCAAUGGACAUUUUUAAUAAUCAAUGGACUAAUUGGUACUGUUUUAAGCGAAGUUCUGUGGCUGUGGGGGUGUUUCUUGACGUCUUCUCUCAUUGCAACAUUGGCCAUCAGUUUGACGAUGCCGAUGUCAAUGUUGGCAGACGUUUUAUUAAAAAAAGUCGAAUACCCGUAUAUGUUUUACUUGGGAACUAUUCCUAUGUUAAUAGCCUUUUUAACAGUUUCCCUUCUGACAUACUAUGAUAAUUGGGAUCCAGUCCUAGAAGUAGUUAAAAGAUUGUACACAUGGAUAUGUCGAAGGAGCAGAUCCUCAGAUAGAAUACAAGACUUGGAAGCAGAACAAACGGAAUCGUUGAUUUGUAUAAACAAUGGCGAGCAUGAAGCCUGAACUGACAAUAAAUAUAGUCUACUAUUAUCUUCCUAGCAUGGAUUAAGUUUUUCAAGAAAUUGAAGGUUUUUAUUUUUCAAGAAAACAAUUCCGAAUUUCUCAUUCCACUAUUGUCCUUUCACUUGCUUAGUACUGCCAAAUAACAUUGUUUGAUUAAAAAUUUAUCUAUCUUCGAAUACACUCAUGUAACUUUAUCAUUGAUGGUAACGUUCUUUUUCUCAUAUUCAUUCUAAGCUGUUUUCAAAUGUCCCUUGCCCUCGAUAUAUUUACUUGGUAUGAGAACGGGUAUAAUACAGUCUGACAAAAAAUCGGUCUUGAAAUAUUUUGCAAUUUGUUACAUAAGUACUAUUAAAGCCUCUUUACGUGCCUCCAUUAUAUUAUCAGCUGGCAACUGGCAGCUUUACCAAGCAAUGAAAAUAACGAUGAUCACUAGACAGUCUAAUACACUUCACAUGUUACUGUUUGAACACUGCAACAACUUAUCCACAAAUAAUUGAACUAGACACCUGGUGUUUUUGUAAACAUCAUGCAGUAUGGCUGAUCGUACUUAUGGUCCCAGGAGUUUGCUUUUGGAACAAUAGUUCUAUUGCUGUGGUUCGAUUACGUCACCUACUGUCAACCAUUAAGAUUCAAAAUUAUAUAAUAUACAAACAAGUUCAACUAAAGCUCAAUUUUUCAAAAAUUUGCAGUAGUGCUGGGGUACAAGUAGUAGAACUUUUAUCUGAAGCAUUCUUCUGUAUUAUUUCCAAAGUACGUUGCUGAUUAUUAAGAACAGGUUAUUUCAUGUAAUGAAAAGUUGUUGAUGGUGUUUUUGUAAAUCGGCAAACAAAAUCAAAACUCACGUGGAGCUAAAAAAUAUUUAUAUCGUGGGAUCACUUUGCACAGUAACAUACUCUUUUUGAAUACUUUUAUGACCCAACAAGUACCCUCAAUGAAGUCCUUGUGGGGUAUCACCUAUAAUAUUAAUAGUUGCUGCGAGCAACUAGAUCUAUCCUAAUGUUACAAAUUGUUGUGUAGUAUUGUACAAUUAUUGCAUUGGUUCAUAGUGUCGUUAUCGAAAAUUCAUCAAUCAUAAUUGCAAGGCAAUUCUCAUGUAAAUAAACACAUUUCACGCAGUAAUUUUGCCAAUACUUGAAUACAAAGAACUGUAGAGGUAUAAACUAUAUUUGUGAUAUCAUAUUCAUUGUAUAGACUGUUAAAUUCUUAUAGGCCUUAGGUCAAUUAUAUUACUUUGUUUGUUUACUAGAAUCUUUUACUUAUUGUUGAUAUUUGCCAUAUCUUUAGAUUUCGUUUAUGCUUGACAUAUGAUAUAAUUAAUUUUACAGUAGCCAUCAUAUAUGUAUGUUAUGUGGAGCCCAAAUUUAUUCAAAGCUCAGAUAAUUUCAUCCGAAAUUGAUGAGUGCAGUGAUACUCGAACCAGAGUAAUUAUUGAAAAGUAUAGAAAUGUCAUACACCUUCAAUUAUUAUUCCUGAUUAUACCAAAAUGAAUAAUUAAUUCUGCAUCAGUAACUGAUAUCACCAAUUUUUUGUACACUUAAUACAAUCCGACGUUUGGAAAGAACUAUUUUUGAUCAUAUAUAGUUAUAAAAGGUGGGGUAUGUUUUUCUAAGUUGCGAGCUUAGGAAAAAAAUAAUUAAAAAGAAAAACAGCCAAAUAUUUAAAGUAGGUACCUUAAAUUGUCUAAGACACUGUAAGUGAGAUAUUUCUAUAGUUUUAUUUCGGUCGAGGAACAAUAAACAUAAUUGGUUAUACUUCAGGACCAACAUAAAGUAAAUUUAUUGAACAUAAAAAAAAAUUGUAUAAAAUUUGGUAAACUAUUAAAGUGUAUUCGGCGAUUAUUGCAGAGUACUUAAAUGGCAAAGGAUAUUGGAAGUAUGUUUGAACAAGUCAGUGUAUUAUCAAUAUUUAGAAUUGAUAAAUAUACAGUAUUUCGCAUAAUGGAGUAUCUAGUCAUCACGAUUAUUAACUUUUAUACAUUGACACCAUGUAUUUUCGGUUACUUCAGAGAAAUUUUUUGUCAGAUAUGAUCUCUCGCACAACUAUACACAAUAAUUACCAAUUAUGAAUACCUGUUCGUAUAACUACCUUAUUAAAAUUGAAUUUAGUUGAUGCGCACAUUAUGCAUCUUCAUUGAUCGAAUUGAUGAUUACAUACUAAUAUCUGUACCUAUAUAUUGACAGUAAUUCAUCAAUUUUUCUUCAAACACAAAUGUAUUAUGUAUAUCUAUGUAUCUAUAAUCCCUGUGUAUAUACAUAAAUACUCAAAUAUUUGACACCGAACAGCGAAAUUAUUAUCGCAGCUAAGAUCCCCACAGUUUAGAGUCUGUUUGAUAAAAUAAUUAGUAAAACUAGCCGAAAUGUCACUGACGUACAAUGAUACUUGUUUUGAUACAAUUACAGUUCAAUUUUUAUUCGGUAUAUAGACCUUUUUCAAGAAAUUCAAUCAAAUAUUAUGUACUAGUUGGAUAUACCAUGAAAUGCCGUAAGGAAUUAGAAUCAUUGCUGCAAAAAUGCUAUAGCACUGAAAUCAGUCUGUGAAAUACAUAAUUUUCUCAGUUGAUUAAUGAAA
Molecule: messenger RNA, 4384 nt
Organism: Athalia rosae (coleseed sawfly)
Lineage: Eukaryota; Metazoa; Arthropoda; Insecta; Hymenoptera; Athaliidae
Product: solute carrier family 35 member F5
Exons: 8
Coding region: 377-1816 (479 amino acids)
Biological process (GO): regulation of peptide transport
Cellular component (GO): membrane
Source: RefSeq, a predicted model, not a curated record